Messenger RNA from Symbiodinium natans, 920 nucleotides. The record is from the annotation of a GenBank genome assembly. Lineage: Eukaryota; Dinophyceae; Suessiales; Symbiodiniaceae.
AUGCAGAGGUGGCUGGACGGCGUGCCUGUGCAACUUGAAGCUGAGAGCCUUGCAGAUGUGAGCACGAAUGUGUCGCUUCCCGUUCAGUGGCAGUCCCAGCUGGAGAUCGUGAGCAAACUUGGAGAGGGGUCGUUCGGGAAAGUCUUCAAGUGCAAGGUCUUGUGCGAGUCGCCUGCCAAUAUUUACGUGUCUGUCAAGCUCAUCACGAAGAAGGAUCCGAAAGUUCGAAAGGAAAUCAUGAUUUUGAAACAGAUGCGGGGCGCGUCAGACUUCUGCGUUUCAGCAGUCGGCUCCCCGUCGUUCAUUGAUGACAGCGCUGGGUAUUGGAUCAUGUUCCUUGCCGUGACUUAUUGGCACGUGUUGCGGUCAGCGAUGAUGCCCUACAUGAACGGCGGCGAGCUCUAUGACUUGAUCAAGCAGUGCCACAAGAGUGACUCUUGCAUGAGGAGCGACCCACAAGGACGCAAAGAUUGGUCCAAGCUGAACCCGGCAUACACCACACCCUACAUCUUGGGCCUGUUUCACGACAUUGUGUUGGGCGUGGAGGCACUACAUAAACAUACUGGGAUGCACCACAUCGACUUGAAGCCAGGGAAUGUGAUGCUAAACUGUCAAGGCAAGAAUUGCUUUGCCGCCGUUAUCGACUUAGGCAUUGCUUGCGACCCCAGGCGAGAAGGAGACUGCGGACUCAUGGGCACUCCAUUGUACAUGCCACCCGAGGUUUACCGUCAGAAUAAAGAAGGCAUGCGGCAUCCCGCACGGGAUGUGUGGGCCCUUGGAGUAAUCCUCUACCAGCUGAUGUACGUAAGGACUCCGCCCUUCUUCAGAGAUCCUCGAAAGUUGAUCGUCAGCUACGAUGUCGAUACGGAUCCGAAUAUUCCGGGGACCAAGAAAGUGGACACCUUGGUCAUGCAGAUGCU